This is a messenger RNA of Tetrahymena thermophila SB210, 8028 nucleotides long. RefSeq names its product nucleoporin, putative. Lineage: Eukaryota; Ciliophora; Oligohymenophorea; Hymenostomatida; Tetrahymenidae. The transcript is spliced from 16 exons. Gene Ontology annotation, biological process: positive regulation of transcription by RNA polymerase II. Gene Ontology annotation, cellular component: transcription regulator complex; histone acetyltransferase complex. The record is from RefSeq and is a predicted model, not a curated record. Gene Ontology annotation, molecular function: chromatin DNA binding; transcription coactivator activity; histone acetyltransferase activity.
AUGGCAGCAAAUACAGGAGGAGGUUUAUUUGGAGGACAAUAGACUUAAUAAAAUUAGGGUUUAUUUGGAGGACAAUAGACUUAAUAAAACUCGAGCUUAUUUGGAGGUCAAUAAGCAUAAAACUAAUAACAAGGUUAGGGCGCAUAAGGAUAAUAACAAGCUUUCUCUUUAUUUACCAACAAUUAAUAAGGCUAAAAUAAUCAAUAAGCAAGUUCUAAUUAAUAAAAUAUAUUUGGUGGUGCUAUAUAAUAACAAUAAGGAGGAGGAAACUUAUUUGGCUAAACUCAAUAAAGUUAAUAGUAAGGUACUGGUCAACCAUCAGGAUUAUUCGGGGGUAUAGGUAAUAUGAAUUAAUAGCCAGCAGCUAAGUAAAAUGAAACACCAGUCCCUCCUUAAACUCAAAAUUAAUUGUUUGCAAAUAUAUAGAAUUAAUAGUAGCCUCCUUAAUAAUAAACUUAAAACUAAGGUUAAUAAUCUUAAUAGUAGCAACAAUAACCAACAAGCACAAAUGGCUUAUUUGGAAAUGUUUAGUUAGGAGCAUCAAAUUAAAAUCAGGCUUAAAACAAUACCCAAAAUUAGUAAGCUGAAAAGCCAAAUUCUCUUUUUGGAGAUAAGCAAAAUCAAGGAGCUCCAUAAGUCACAGGAGGCUUAUUUGGUAACUCUGCUAAUUAAGGCACAGGAAUGCAAAUCAAUACUAAUAAACCAGCAACAUCAGGUUUAUUUGGAGCCAAUUAAACAGAUUAAUAGUAAAAUAAACCUAUAGGAGGAGGAAUCUUUAAUUAAAUGUAAUAAAAUGCCUAAAGCUAAUAGACCCAAUAGUAAUAAUAACCUCCCACAUAAACUGGUGGUGGCUUAUUCGGUUAGACAUAAUAAUAGUAGUAAACUAAUGCUCCUCCUAAAGAAGAACCAAAGACAUCUUUAGGUGGAUUAAAUUUAUUAGGUUAAGCUCCUUUAAAUACUUAAAACUAGUAGAAUUAAGCCCCAAAAUAACCUGCAUAAAGUGGCGGCUUAUUUGCUUAGGCUCCAUAAUAACAAUAAUAAUAACAACAACAACAACAAUAAAAUAAUACAUAACCAACUACAACAACUACAAUUCCUUCUACAAAUUCUUUGUUUAAUAAUGCACCAAAUACAUAAGCUGGUGCAACUACUACUUAAACAGCAUAAACUACAUAAACAGCAGCAGCUCCUCCUAAAAGUUAGGGACCAAGUUUAUUUGCAUAAAAUAACUAACAAACAGCACAACCACCAGCUAAUUCACAACCAACUUAGUAAGGAUAAACAUAAGGAGGAGGUCUAUUUGGUGCUAACAUAGAUGCUUAAAAUGCUGGAAGUAGCUAACCUAAGUUUUUAAAUAUAGGAGCUAAUAAAGAUAAUAUAUUAGGUUAAGGAAAGACAAACUAACCUGAAGGACUCAAUAUCGGUGGAGGAUAAAAAGGUAUCCUGACAGGUGCCUCUGGAGCAGCAGCAACUACUACUACUACCGCAGCAUCUACUACUGAUGCUACUAAACCAGCUCAACCCUCAAUCUUAACUGGAUAAACUCAAGCAGCCUCUAGCCUUUUAGGAGGAUAAUAAAAACCAGCAACUAAUCCUCCUACUAUAGGAGCUACCUCUUAAACUACUGGUGGCUUAGUAGGAACAGGUUUAGCAGGUCAAUCAAAUUAAAUUCCAGCUCCCAAAAAAACUCAUUAACAUACUUCUUAAGCAACUGGACCAGAUGAGAGAUUAGAAAUGGAUAUUAAUUCUGCUAAAAAUCUUAAUGGAAGUUUACACAUGUUUUGCCAAAAUAUCCAUAAGUAUAAACCUGAGCAUGUUAAAAAAUUCUUUUCUAAUGAGGACAUUUUCAAUAAAUUAACAUAAGGUCUUCAAAUAUAUAAAGGAGAACAAAAUACAGAUUAAUGGGAGAAUAUAAAAAAGGAAGCCAAGGAAGGAAAGACUCCUUUGAAGUUCUGGAGUGAGAGAUUAUCAAAAUAUAAAUAUUAGUAUUUGAUUGUUAUGUUUAUUGAAGAUAUUGCUGAAUAUCUUUAAAUUAAACCUAUGGAUUGUUACCGUAUGUUUGAUGUUUUCCUUUCUCACGAGAGCAAAUUUGUCGACUAUUUCUUCAAUCCUUCUUCUAAUGAACCUUGCAUCGAAUUUUUCUACGAAUAACAAGCUAUUUUAUUUGAAUCUAACAAUGUUGCAGUAAGAAAGGACUCUCCAUUUAUAAUUAAUUUGAAAACUUCUUUUAUGAAAGACAUUUAUUUCCAUGAACGUAACUGCAUACUUGCCUCCCUCCGUCUUCUUUUACUUUUCACUGAUGACCAAUACAAUUACGAUGCUGUUAGAGAUGUUGUCGCUCGUCUCUUAAGAAACAAAUUAGAAGAGUCUUUAUGGGAAUAAUAUGCUGGAUAAAACAAUAAUCCUGAAUUAAGUGCAGAAGAUAGCGAGCUAUUCUAACUUUAAAAAUAAUUUGAAAACGACUAAAUCAUUAAGCUUUUAUUCAUUAUCACUUAAAAAAAUCAAAGCAAAAUUAGCAUAGAAACCUAUUUACAAAAAUUCAAUAGCUAAAACUUCAUGGGUAAUUGGUAAAAUUUACAACCUCAAAAUGAAAACACCUUUGAAAAUAAAAAUAAAAUUAACGAGUUAUCAACAGUAGUUGGUGAUUCUUGUUUGAUGUUAGUAUUUGCUAAAGUAAAAGAAAUUUAAUAAAAUAAAAACAAAAAUGAAAAAGAUGCAUUUGAAAAGAUAUUUAAACAAUCUUAAACUAGCUCUUAGAAGAGCUAAUAAAUGAAUGUUUUAAAGCUUUACUAUGACUCUAUAAGCUAAGAAUAAUUGGUUGUUGAAUUUUAUGAAUAAAUUGAAUAUCUCUACAAAACUAUUGUUAGAAUUCUUAAUUAUAAGAAUUUGGGAACUCUCAAAACUUAAUGGUAGGAAAUAUUCUUUGAAUUGCUCGUAAAGAUUAUUUAAGGAAUUAACGCAAAUGAAUUCUAUGAAGAAAUGGAUGAAUAGCUAGAAUCUUUCAUUAGUGAAUGCAUUUGUAUUGCAUUUUCUAAAACUAUACACAAAAAUCCUAAAUUAAUUGACUUAUUCUGGGAAAAGCUCGAAAGCAGAGAACAAACUAAGCAUUUCCAAAAUAUCUUUUCUAGUCCUAUUUCUAUUUACAAAGUAAUGAAAAGUGCACUAGGUAUGAGCUCCGACCCUAAAUCUCGUCAUGUUAUCAUCUUUUUGACUACUUUAAGCAAUUUUAAUUGGAUUAACUUUAACUAAAUAGCUGACUCACAAUAAAAUUUAGAUACUGCAAGCAUAUUAAAAUUGAGAUUAAUUUAUAAGCUUAUAAUUACUGAUCCUAAAUGCAUUAAUUUACUUUAAUAUGUAUUUUACUUCACUGAUUUAUCAUAGAAUACUUUCGAUUAAUACAUAAAUGAAUGCAAUGGUGAUGAAGUAAUUAAAUUUGUGAUAAAGAGUUUUGCAUUAUAUAACGAUUUGCGUAGCUAUGCUUAUUAAAACUUCUUUGCUGGUCUUAAGGCCUUAAAUGUAUUGCUCAACAAUCACUAAUACUAGACACAAUAAAUUUUGUAAAUCGAAGAAUAUUAAGAUUUGCUCUUCAAAGAAUAUAGACGUUUAGCAAUAUAAAAUGAUGUGACUGCCACUGAAUACAGAUUAAAAUGCAAGAGAGAAAUCUUAAAUAUCUUAUACACUAUUUUAAAGGAUUUCGAAGAGCCUUUGCUUGCUUUCUCUCAAAUAAAAGGAAUGGAAAGAAACACAGAAUAUGAUUCUCCUUUACUUGCUCAUUUGUUCCUCUUCUUCACUAGCUUUAUUGAAGAUUGGGAAUAAAACUAAGGCGCUCUUUACCUUAAGCAUAAGUGGAAAAUAGGCUCUUUAAUCAUGAAAAUUACUGAUAUUUGUUUAAACAGAUUAUCAAUAAAUGUCUAUAAGAAACAAGACUUCAGACCUGUUUAAAGUGAUAGCUAUACUAGCUUUUUCUUACACAACUUCCUCUGCAACUAAUUAAAGAAAAUCAGAGUAGAUGAAAUGAUUAUCAAGGUGCUUGAAGUAGCAGCUAACUAAUCAUCUAUUAGUAACAACAAGAUAAACAACAAAACUCUUAAAUUGAAUAACAAGUAUUGGUAAACUUAUAUCAUGAAUACCUCAAAUAAAUUUAAAGAACACUAGGUUGAACACAUUAAAAACUAAGUUAAUUUAAGAAAUCUGAUUGUUGACACAUUGAAGGUGUUAGAAACUACUAUGCAAUUAAUUGAAUAAAAAAUUUAAAUCCGUAAACAAGAUUUCGAAUAUAGAUUUUUACAGAAAUCAAUGCUUUUAGAUGAAAUCCCAAUUUUAGAUUUCUUUGAAAGAAUAAUAUGCAAAUCUGACUGUAUCUUCCAUUACAAAUAAGAAUAUUACAUUGACUCAAGCUUAAACUCAAUAAAAAUAAAUAUUUUAUACGCCAUAUCCUCUUACAUUAACUUUGAAAAUCAUUUCUACUCUUCAAACGAUGAAGUUAACCCAACACUUCCCUUUUAUAUUUACAAUUUCUUGGAAAGUGAAGGUAAUUUAAUUAACUAAUUGGCAGAUACUCAUUACCUUCUCGACUAUGACACUAUUAGAAACCCAUUAAAUAAUUCUCGUUUACCAAAUGGUACUUACUGUGAAUUGAUUAGCUCUUUGAGUUUGAGAAUUUUAACUUAAAUCAUGUUGGCUUGGGAAGCUCAAUAGUCAAUUAGAAAACCUAUUUUAGUAGAUUUCUUAAGCAACAUGAAUAUGGAAAACUACUGGGAGAAGUUAAAUUACUCUUCUAUUAACACUUAAUUAACUAAUUUCAUAAUUGAGAUGUUUAACAUAUUGAAAUUGAAUGAAUAUGAUUCUAACAAUGAUAGUGAAGCUCUCAGAAAAAACAUAUCAGACAACAGCUGUGCAGUUAUCGAUUUCAUGCUCACUGCCUUAUACACUCAACCUCUCUUCAUGAACUUGAUUCUUAAACCUGAUAAUCUUAACAGAAAAAAGAAAGAUAAUGAUCUUAAAAUCAGAUUUAAGCGCUUCUUUGAAUCAAAUGUUUGCACUUAUGACAUGCGUUUACUCAACAAAUAUUUGAAUCUUUUAGUUGAAAUCUUUAAGAGAGAUUAAAUGUACCCAAGCUUUUGUUAGGAAUUCCGUUAAGACACACAAUAUAUUUUCGAAAAGAUUACUAAAGUCGUAGUUUAAAACUUUAAACCUUAUGAAAUCGACUAGCUCGUUGAAAGAGAUCUUUACUUUUUAAAUUCUCCCAAAGAACCAAAUAUUCCUUACUUCGAGUUCUAAAAAUUAAAGUUAUCUCAAUUACUUAGAGAACACAUAAAAUAAACAGAACUCUACUAAUAGAUGAUUUGCUUACACAGUUUCUAGAUUUUACUUGAUUUAAUUAGCAAAGAAUAUCUUUCCAAUAAAUGUAAAUCAGUCCAAUCUAUCCAAAAUAGCUUAAAAGCAAUAUUCGAAAAUAAAUAAGUUAAUCACAUCAUGAACAGCUUAUCUAAGUUCGCUCCAAGCUAUUCAUUAGAUCUUUGGCCAGUUCCUCAAUAAAUUCAAACUAAGAUGAACAUUGAAAAUGAAGAGUAAUUUAAGGGAAAAAUUUUCUAAUAAUCUUUCUUCUAUUUGUUGGAAACUAACCAAUAUUCAUAUGGAAGAGGAUAUGCUUUGGAUGCCAGUGAGAUUAUAUUCAAUAAAAUAGACGCUGAAAGACCUUAAGACUACUUGUCUAGAGCUAAAUACAUUCUCUUUAAAUUAAUUGAAUUCCGUCAAAAGAGUAUUAAAUGGUCUAUUGAAGAAAUAAAACUAAGGACAUUUGAUUCAUGGAUUAGACUAUUUUGUUUAGUUACUUCUUCAGGAGUUGAAGGUUACGCUAUGAGUACUGUACAAUCUUCUAUUCCAAAUUUCACUCUUAAGUAGCUCAGAGAGAGAAAGAUUAUUUUAGAGCAUGAAUAAUUAUGUUUACUCUAUCCUAACUAUGAAAUAGAGUUUGUGAGUGGAUUUGUUAACAUCUUCUGUGCCUCUAACCCACAAUGUGUUGGUCUUUUCUCUAACUUAUAGAGCGAAAUGAUGAAAUAAAUUCUCUAAGAUUUGAAAAAAGGGUACUUUGGAGUGCUCUUUGAUCAAAAACUCAAAUUUUUACUUUACAUAUUAUUCUCACUCAGACACUUACAAGAUCUAGACUACCAUUCCAAAGAGUCAGAAAAUAAAAAGACAUAAAAUCCUAAUAAUUUUAUUGGUAGAUCAAACUAAAAUCAAGAAAGCUAACAUUCUUUCUCAGAUUCUUAUAAAAAAGAAGAAGCCGAAGAUUUAUUCAAAGUAAUGACAUAAAUUUUAGAAGAAGCUGUCCAUCGUGGUACUAGAGUUCAAAUAUGUGAUUUCAUUUAGUGCUUAUUCUUGCAAUUACAAGUGAUGGAAGUUCUCUACUUAUAAACCUUCUAAAACAACAAGAAAAAAUUCGUUAUCAAUGAAAACUUGAAUCCUUACUUUACAAAAAUAAUUGGUAUUUUAAUGAAUUUGGCUGCUUAGAAUAUUGAUGGUCUCCCUAUUUUAAUAUCUUGUCUUAACAGUGCCCUACAUAUCUAUCCAUAAUACUUUAUUCUUUAAUUCAAAUAUCAAGUUAAAGCUUUAGAAUUUUUGAUUAAUAAAAUCUUUUAUGAAAAGAAUGAAACUGCUUAAAUCUUUGUUUCUAUUAUAAAUCUGUUGACAGAUAUUGCUAAGUAUCCUGAAGGUGCUCUUUUAUUGAGUGAAGCUAAUAUUGUAAGUAUGAUAUGCAACACUCCCAUUUUUAAGAAUAUAGAAAAUGAACCAUUCUAUUGGCAAAAUGGAGAAAGAAAUCUCUUACAUUCUUUCUGGUGUUGGAGUUUGAAUUUCUAUAAGGAAUAUAUAAUUUCAUUGCCUUCAGAUUUAGAAAACACAACUUCAUCUUUCUAAUUCUUAUAGACUUAUUUCACUCGUAUUGCUAAAAUUCUCUCUAUUCCUCAAGUUUUAUAAAACACUGCUACAAAUUUAGCUAAUAACAAAAUGAUUAACACUGAAUAAGAAAAGCUUUCUCUUGCAUAUAUGGAAGAAAUCGAACUUAUUUUGGAACUUCUCUCAGUUUAUUUCUGCCAAGCCAAUAUCUUCAAAAGAAAGAUGAGCAACGAUUUUGAAUAAAUACUUCAAUUCUUGACUCAUUGCACUAUUUGCUUAUUUAAGUAGGGUCUUUCCAUCCAAUCUAUCUUCAUGCCAGUUUCUAAAAUGGAAAAGAAGCUCUCUCAAAUUUAUGACAUUUAUCAGGUCAGCUCAGCAGACAGUGCUCACUUAUAUCACACAUCUAUACUUACUCCUUCUCAUACUCCAAACAAAUAAGAGUUAGAAGCAGGCAUCUCUACAGCUCACUCUGCUAUUGGAGAUACAAAAAAUAAGAACUAUAACUUAUUCAUCAUUUAAGUUGAAUUACACUACUAGAGCAUUUUAUUCAGUUUGUUUUCUUGUAUCUAAGACGGUUUACAAGAAUCAAGUUUACUUUAAUUAUUCUAAUAUUCUAGCAACAGCUUCAGUGAUAAUUUGAUCAAUAAUGAAAGCAAGUAAGUUUAUUCUGUAAAUUACUGGUAGAGCUUUGCAAAUUCUUUGUUUGACUGCCUUAAAUUCGUAGAAAAUACUCUAAAUAAAUGGGAUUAUAAGAAAAAUAAAAAUGUUAAUAUGGAUGACUAGCUUGUCAAGCUUCGCGCUCUCACAAAUUCUGUAGAGUAUAACUUAUGUUGCUAUGGAUUUGGUUCUCAAACUUCUUUAAUAAAUAGUGCUAAAACAAUUAUUUAAACAUCUUAAUUUAGUCUUUAAGCUAUCGUUCUUUCUGCUAUCAAGCACUUCUAAAUGUUAAACGAAUUCAAAUAAUGGUUUGGACACUCUAUAAAAGACAGUUUAACUGAUUUAUAAAAUAAAUUAAAUGCAAAGCUAGAUGGAUUGAAGAAACUAGAAUAUGAAGAUAUUUAACUUAAAAAAUAAAUUGAAGAGCAUAUUUUACAAUUCUAAAGGCUAUCAGUGACAUAAGAUAGAUAUUGA